AUGCCUGUAUCAACAAAUGAAAUAUGGCUGAAUACUGCUGAAGGUUUUUAUAAGAAUGCAAACUUUCCAAACUGCUUAGGAGCAGUGGACGGAAAGCACAUUCGUAUAAUAAGUCCACAACUUAGUGGAACAGACUUUUUUAAUUAUAAAAAGUUUUUUUCAAUCGUACUUAUGGUGUUGGUUGAUUCUAAUUAUUGUUUCCUGACAGUGGAUGUAGGUGCAUAUGGUCGAGAAGGAGAUAGUAAUAUAUUUAAAAGAUCUCCCCUAGGACAACAAUUAUACGCCAAUAAAUUGAAUGUACCCGGAGUUAAAAAGCUACCAAACGACGACCACGGUCAAGAACAACCCUUCGUAAUUGUUGGUGAUGAAGCGUUUGGUCUACACCAAAACCUAUUGAGGCCAUAUCCUAGAAAAAACGUGGAUGUCUAG
Messenger RNA from Acyrthosiphon pisum (pea aphid), 429 nucleotides. RefSeq lists its product as uncharacterized. The record is from RefSeq and is a predicted model, not a curated record. Bases 1 to 429 code for a protein of 142 amino acids. Lineage: Eukaryota; Metazoa; Arthropoda; Insecta; Hemiptera; Aphididae. The transcript has a single exon.